UAAUUUUAUUAAUUGACGUGACACAUACGCACACAUGUACUUUAAAUUAGUAUUAAAAAAAAGUCUGAAUAAAUAUUUCCCUAAGUAAAAUAAAAUUCUGGUUUUGUGAGAAAUAAUGCGCUUUUUCACCUCAGGAGAUAUUUUCCACGUUUUUUACAUUAGGGUUUUUCAGGAAAUAGAUUAUAAAUAUUUAUUUACCUUUGGAGAAAUAAAAUUUUUAUUUUUCCAACAACAAUUACUGACUGGUGAAAACAAAGUGGUUAGUAGUAAAAGUACAACAGGAGAAUGUCUUUUGCAGAAUCCAAUGGAGUUGUUCACGCACCACCAAUGCAAAACAUAGGAUCAUCCGAUGGUGGUGCGGCGCCGGCACCGUACUACCCUAUCUUGCCGCCGCUUUCCUCCUCCUCACCUCCGACGACGACGAUGGAGACUUAUCAAGUUUCCCCCGCAGCCGGAGCCGCCGUUCCUAUUCCCCUUUCCUUUCCCGUCGAUCCUAUGGUGAGUAUGGACCUUACUUCAAUUGAGCCGGCAAAACGAAAACGUGGAAGGCCGAGGAAAUAUGCUCCUGAUGGUGCCGCCAACUCGGGGAUGAUGUCUCCGCCGCCGUUGUCGGCAGCUCAGGUGGCGGCGCAGUCAGGCGGUGGAUUUUCGCCGACGGAGGGAGUAGAGGGAGCUUCUUUUGCAAAGAAAAAGGGAAGGGGGAGACCACCUGGUUCUGGAAAAAAACAGCAAUUAGGUGAUUUAGGAUCAGCAGGUGCAGGAACUGGAUUUAGACCACAAGUUAUAGCUGUAAAAGCAGGGGAGGAUGUAUUGGCAAAACUAAUGUCAUUCUCUCAAAGUACAUCUCAAGCCGUCUGCGUUUUGUCAGCAAAUGGCUCCAUAUCUAAUGUGUCACUUCAGCAAGCAGCAAUAUCUGUUGGAAAUGUAACAUAUGAGGGACAGUUUGAGAUCUUGUCUCUGUCUGGUAGCUUUCUCCUCUCAGAAUCUGGUGGCGAGCGCAGCAGGACUGGUCGUUUGAAUGUGUUACUAGCUGGACCAGAUGGCCAUGUUCUAGGUGGCGGUGUGGCAGGAGUUCUUACUGCAGCAUCCGCUGUACAGGUUAUUGUGGGCAGUUUUGGUAUGCAAGGUCAAAAGCAGUCAAAAUUGGACCGUUCUGAUGCUUUUGGUGUGCAAUCCUUCCUGGUCUCUGGAGCAUCAGCAGCUAAAAGUCCCUCGUCACUUGGAACUGUAAGCGAGUCCAGUGGUGAGCCUGUGAGCCCUCAUAAUCAGCUUGCUGAAGCUUCGAAUAAUGGUACUCCUGUAGUUGCCAAUAACUUGCCAUGGAGAUAAGUUAAUGAUAGUGAUCAUCACUCGCUCCCCUCAUUUCAAUUUUCAAUGAUCAUGUUGAGAACUCCUGUUGAUAUUCCAUCGAUCCUGAGGAAGCCAGCCAACCUUUGUGUUGGUUUAGAUUUUCUUUCUUAUUAUACAUGCACCGUAGGAUAUUAAAUGGAACCUCAUUGCUGUCAGUUUAUAUUUAUGUAAUCAGCAAGUCAUACUCCCCAAAUUGUUUGAGAAUAGUGGCAUUGAAUUUCAAAAUCCUUUUUGAGUUU
Capsicum annuum is the source of this 1589-nucleotide messenger RNA. Its product is annotated as AT-hook motif nuclear-localized protein 10. Gene Ontology annotation, molecular function: minor groove of adenine-thymine-rich DNA binding. The transcript has 5 exons. NCBI's taxonomy places the organism in Eukaryota, Viridiplantae, Streptophyta, Magnoliopsida, Solanales, Solanaceae. The record is from RefSeq and is a predicted model, not a curated record. The coding region runs from base 286 to 1329 and encodes 347 amino acids.